GGCCGGACGGGACGGUGACGGUCCCCGGCGCGGCGGGCCCGGCGCGGCCGCUGGCGGAGCAUGAGGGAGCCAUGAGCCCGCUGCGGGGGUGGCUGCUGGCCGCGCUGCUCUCGCUCGCCCCGCGGGCAGGUCCUGCCACGCAGGCCGGAGCGCUGCCGCGGAGGCUCCCACGGGCCGCAUGGCAGGAAGGGCGGGUGCUCUCCCAAAUCACCCACCCCAGCAGGCUGGUGGGGCAGAGCUCGGGCGGAGAAGUCCCAAAGCAUCAGCUGGACACCAGGGUCAGGCAUGAGCCCGGAGGAGGAGGAGGAGGACCCGGGCUGCACCUGGCACAGGUGAGCUUCAUGGUGCGUGCCUUCGGCUCAGCCUUCACCCUCGAUCUCCGGCUGAACCACCACCUCCUCGCCUCCCACUACGUGGAGCGGCACGUCGGCGCGGGCAGCAACGGCAGCCACAGCACGGGCGCGGGGGAGCACUGCUACUACCAGGGCCGGGUCCGGGGGCAGCCCCGCUCCUUCGCCGCUCUCUCCAGCUGCCAGGGCCUGCGCGGGGUCUUCUCGGACGGCCGAGCCACGUACCUGAUCGAGCCCCAGGCGGGCGCCGAGCGCGGGGAGGGUCUUCGACCACACAUCGUGCAGCGCAUCCCCAGCUGCCCCCGACUGGGCUGCCUCUUCCCUGCGCUGAGCCAGCGUGUCCCGGGUGGGAUUCCAAAGCUGCGGCGGCGGCGGCAGGUCCGCCGAGCCCAGCACACGGUGCACAGCGAGACCAAGUACAUCGAGCUGGCCGUGGUGAACGACCAUCAGCUGUUCCUGCAGCUCCGCAAGUCCGUAGUUCUCACCAGCAACUUCGCCAAGUCCGUGGUCAACCUGGCUGACAUGAUCUACAAGGAGCAGCUGAACACCCGCAUCGUGCUGGUGGCCAUGGAGACGUGGGCGGCCGAGGACCGGAUCCGGAUGGGGCAAGACUCUCUGGAGACCCUGAACGAGUUUGUGAAGUACCGGCGCGAGGGGCUGGCAGAGCACAGUGACACCGUCCACCUCUUCUCGGGUCGGACGUUUCAGAGCAGCCGCAGCGGCACCGCCUUUGUCGGGGGCAUCUGCUCCCCUGCCCGCGCCGGCGGCGUCAACGAGUACGGCAACGUGGCGGCCAUGGCGGUGACACUGGCACAGACACUGGGGCAGAACGUGGGCAUGAUGUGGAACAAGCACCGCACGGCCGCAGGGGACUGCCGCUGCCCGGACUCGUGGCUGGGCUGUAUCAUGGAGGACACAGGGUACUACCUGCCACGGAAGUUCUCCCGCUGCAGCAUCGAUGAGUACAACCAGUUCCUGCAGGACGGCGGCGGCAGCUGCCUCUUCAACAAACCCCUGAAGCUCCUGGACCCCCCGGAGUGCGGCAAUGGCUUCGUGGAGGCGGGCGAGGAGUGCGACUGCGGCUCGCUGGCGGAGUGUGCGAGGAGCGGCGGAAACUGCUGCAAGAAAUGCACCCUGACCCACGACGCCAUGUGCAGCGAUGGGCUCUGCUGCAAGGGCUGCAAGUACGAGCCACGUGGAGUGUCCUGCCGGGAGGCUGUGAACGAGUGUGACAUCCCCGAGACCUGCACCGGGGACUCCAGCCAGUGUCCCCCCAACCUCCACAAGCUGGAUGGAUACUUCUGUGAGAACGAGCAGGGACGAUGCUACGGCGGGCGCUGCAAAACUCGGGACCGUCAGUGCAACGCGCUGUGGGGCCGCAGCUCGGCCGAGCGCUUCUGCUACGAGAAGCUGAACGUGGAGGGGACGGAGCGGGGGAACUGCGGGCGCGAGGGCCUGGGCUGGCUGCAGUGCAACAAGCAGGACGUCCUCUGCGGCUUCCUCCUCUGCGCCAACAUCUCGGGCUCGCCGCGGCUGGGGGAGCUCAGCGGGGAGAUCGCCACCACCACCUUCUACCACCAGAACCGCUACGUGGACUGCAGGGGCGGCCACGUGCAGCUGGUGGAUGGCUCGGACCUGAGCUACGUGGAGGACGGGACGCCCUGCGGGCCCGGAAUGCUCUGUCUCGACCGCAAAUGCCUUCCAGCCACCGCCUUUAACUUCAGCUCCUGCCCCGGCAGCUGGGACGGGAAGAUCUGCUUCGACCACGGGGUUUGCAGCAACGAGGGGAAGUGCAUCUGCCGGGCGGAGUGGACAGGGAAGGACUGCAGCGUCUACGAUCCCAUCCCGGAGCCGAAGCCGACGGGGGAGACGGAGCGAUACAAGGGUCCCAGUGGCACCAAUAUCAUUAUCGGCUCCAUCGCGGGGGCCGUGCUGGUGGCUGCCAUCGUCCUAGGGGGGACAGGCUGGGGAUUUAAGAACAUCCGCCGAGGAAGGUACGACCCGGCGCAGCAGGGAGUGUAACCGUGUCCCCCCCAUCGUCUCGUCACCGUCCCUGUCACCGUCACCGUCCGGCAGCCUGACGGCGUGGGAGCCCCCGGGCCCGUCUGUCCGUGUGCUGUGUGUCCGGCCGUGCUGUCUCCAUCUCUGUGCCCCCAGGGCUGAAGGGCAGCAGCGGCUGGGGGGGCCUGGCAGCAGCCCCUCCCCCGGUCCGGGGGGGCCUGAGCGGGGCCGCUCCGCCCCACCCCCCCAGCGCCUCAUUAACAGCAAUUAAAUGGGGCGGCGCUGCCGAGGGUCCGGCCGAGGAGGAGAGCGGGGGGGGCACCCGGGAGCGCCCCCCGGCCCCCCCGCAGCGCCACGAAUGUACGGGGACCCCCGGCCCCCCGGGCAGGCGGCACUGGAGGAAUGAAUGUACCUGCGGGGCCAGCGGGAGCCCCGGCCCACCCCCCCUGCCCUCCAGAGCAUCUUCCAGCCGGGGCCCUGGGACCCCAAAAGGCAGCCCAGUGUCCCCAGCACGAGGCCAGUGUCCCCAGGACGAGGCCAGUGUCCCCAGUACCAGGCCAGUGCUCUUCCCCAGUUCAGGGCCUGGAGUCGUGUCCCCCCCACCCAGUGCCUGGGCUGGGUCCCACGGGGGACAGGUCCUGCACCCCCAGAUGUGCCUCCCCACCCCCCAAAGCAGCUCAGCAGCCCCGUGUGGGGUUUGUCCCCUCAAAUUCUCCCCCCAUCCCCCAAGCCAUGGGACCCCGAAGUCUCUGGUAGAGAGACAGGCACCCACAGGUGGCAGCUCUGCCUCAAGGCUUCCCCCACGUCCCCAGCUCAGGCAGGUGAGCCCCAAACUGGUGACACUGGGGUUGGGGGGGACAGAAGGGCCCCCAGGGGGACCAGGGUACAGGGUGAGCCCUGGGCUGGGGACACAGGGCUUGCUGGGUGACACUUGUCACCCCAGCCCCAGGGCUUGUGGCACCUGUUCCCCCCGGACUGGCUGUCCCCCACCCCCAUGGCAGGUCGGGGGGGACAUCACCCUUUCCCUGUGGCACGUGGCACAUGUCACCCUGCAUGGGGUGGCUCUGCAGAGCCACUCAAAGCACAGCACCUCGGAGCACUGGGGGCCACGCUGGUCCCUUUAACCACUGGUGACACUCAGCAUGGAGGGGACAUCCCUGGUGACACUUGGUGACACAUCGUAGUGUGUGUUUGUAUGGAUGGGGACACUCCUGGGGACACCCAGCACGGGGACAAUGGGGGAUGAUACCUACUGUCCACGGCAGUGUGGGGGUGUCCCCUCUGUGUCCCCUCCUUGCCCAGAGUCCCUGCCCACCACCAGGUCCCUUUGCCAUGGAGACAGAGUGACCAAGGGUGUCCCCAAGCCCAGACAUGACCAAAGUGUGGUGGCACCCAUCCUGGUGUGACAGCCCCUCUGGACACCCACGGGUGCUGUGGCUGUGGUGGCACCCCAGGGGACAGAGUGGGAGGUGACAGCAGGACAGGGGUGGCUGGACAUCCCCUGGCUGGGAUCUAGUGGUGGCUGCUUGUGUGACAUUGGGCUGGGACACGUGGGGACCUGGGACCACCGUGGGCAUCAGAGGUCUGGGAUCAGCCCCCAUCUCUAUCACUGUCACCACAGUGUCCCCACAGCUGCCACAGCCACAGUGCCAGGGUGCUCCCUGCGGCGAGGGGACACCCCCUGUUCAGAGCAAGAAGCCACCAUUGUCACUGGGUUUGGGGACAUUAAUAUACAUAUAUAUAUAUAUAUAAAUACUGGGAUUUUUCUUAAUGAUUUUAACGCUGUCAGGGCGGGAGGGCCCGCGGCGGGGCGGGGGGCACCCGGUGCUUCCAGAGUCAAGACAGCAGAGCCCCCCCGGCCCCCGCUGCUCCCACGGGCCCGGCCCGGCCCGGGGACGGGCACAGCGGGGCGGGGUCCCCGUCCCCCGCUCCCCGCACCGCCGCCACCCCGCACCGCCUGCUCCGCUGCCGCCGGCCCGCCCGGCCCGAGCUCCCGCUUUGCACGCGCUGGAGCCGCCGCUCCCGGUUCGGCCCCGGCCGCCUCCUGCAAUGUCGCAGA
Molecule: messenger RNA, 4410 nt
Organism: Pyrgilauda ruficollis (rufous-necked snowfinch)
Lineage: Eukaryota; Metazoa; Chordata; Aves; Passeriformes; Passeridae
Gene: ADAM11
Product: ADAM metallopeptidase domain 11
Exons: 27
Coding region: 72-2372 (766 amino acids)
Biological process (GO): proteolysis
Molecular function (GO): metalloendopeptidase activity
Source: RefSeq, a predicted model, not a curated record